AUGGAGAAUGCAUGGGGAAGUGAUGAAAGUGAAUCUUCAGAGGCUCGCAUGGGCCGAAUGGAGCAGAUGUUAGCAGCAUUAACUGAGACCUUAACACAGCAGCAAAGACAGCAACCUUUACCCCCUCCACCUCUACCAGCGCAAGCUGAAACAGACAAUAAUGACCUUAUCAAUCUGACCCAAAAAUUCAUGAAAAUUAAACCGCCGACGUUCUAUGGCGGAAUUGAACCCUUAAAAGCUGAGACGUGGUUACUUGAAAUGGAGAAAUUAUAUGAAGUGUUCCCUUGUUCUGAAACUCAGAAAGUCCUGGAUCGAAAAGUGUUUGAAUUUCAGGAACUCAAACAGGGAAGAAUGUCAGUGGCAGAGUAUGAAGCUAAGUUCACUGAAUUAGCACGGUUUGCUCCAUAUAUGGUGGAUACCGAUUAUAAGAAAGCCCGAAAGUUUGAAGGAGGAUUGGACCUCGACGUGUUUGAUCGAGUAGGCGUCCUGAAAUUGCCUACUUAUGUGGAAGUUCUAGACAAAGCCUUAAUGGCAGAGGCUACCCUAGCCGCCAUGAAACAAAGCAAAACCCCAGCAUCUACAGCAAAUGAGUGGAGAGGAAAAAGACCCGGGUUUGGUUUUAAGAAAGGCCGGUUCUUGGGCAAUAAGAAGCAAAAUACAGGGACUUGA
Molecule: messenger RNA, 669 nt
Organism: Camellia sinensis
Lineage: Eukaryota; Viridiplantae; Streptophyta; Magnoliopsida; Ericales; Theaceae
Source: RefSeq, a predicted model, not a curated record